Physcomitrium patens is the source of this 1634-nucleotide messenger RNA. Its product is annotated as expansin-A4. Gene Ontology annotation, biological process: plant-type cell wall organization. NCBI's taxonomy places the organism in Eukaryota, Viridiplantae, Streptophyta, Bryopsida, Funariales, Funariaceae. The record is from RefSeq and is a predicted model, not a curated record. Gene Ontology annotation, cellular component: extracellular region.
GAGGGAAAGUAGUAGAGUAUAAGCUGUUUGUGGCUCCGGAAAGGUGUCAUCCUGCAGUGUUGAACGUUGUUUGAGGGCUCUCUCUAUCAAUAUAGGUGAGCGAGUAUCAGCGGCAAGAGUGCUUCCUCAUGAGCGCGACUUAGGAAGCCAGUUUGUAGACUACAUCGUCAUCCAGCCGGCGUAUUGUGUCUGGUUCCACGUUGAACAGGUCACAAAUAUGGGUUCCAUAUGCAGCAUGAAGUUUCCCAUUCUCAUGGUCGCCUUUUUAGCGCUGGGCUUACCUUCGGUGCUUGGAGCACCUUAUGGAUGGAAGGAUGCGCACAUUACCUACUACGGAUCUCCCAACGGCGGAGGGACGCAGGGAGGUGCUUGCGGAUAUCAGAAUACUUAUGCCCUCGGAUACGGAUCUUUCACUGCGGCAUUGAGUGCCCCGUUGUUUCAAGGAGGAGCCGCUUGCGGGGGAUGCUACCAGCUUAAGUGUGCACCAGUGAGAGAAACCAGAACCGUGCAUAACUGGUGCUGGAGUUACUCUCGCUCUAUCGUUGUCACCGCUACGAACCUGUGCCCGCCAGGAUCUCACGGAGGGUGGUGCGCAUGGCGCCCCCACUUCGACUUACCAAUGCCUGCUUUCACCUCUCUCGCAAAGCAAGUAGGAGGUGUUGCUCCUGUCUUCUACAGAAGGGUAAGAUGCGCUAAGCGCGGUGGAGUUCGCUUCACGAUCGGAGGAAAUCCAUACUUCUUGAUGGUUCUGAUCCACAACGUCGGGGGAGCAGGCGACAUCAGGUCUGUGAGGAUCAAAGGGCAAUACUCAGGAUGGGUGACCAUGUUCCGUAACUGGGGUUCACUGUGGACUUGCCGGACUAAGUUGAGUGGACCCCUGUCCUUCAUGAUUACCACCAGCGACGGACGCACUCUAGUGUCCAACAGAGCCGUGGGAUCGUGGUGGAAAUUCGGACAAACCUGGGAGGGUAGCCAGUUCAGAUAGAUCCCUACAGGGUCUGUCCCAAACCAAAAACGCUCGGUCGCAAGGGUCGCUUCGAUCGAAACACUACAAUGCUCCUCGGUCCGUGAUGUGCCUUCAGGAAUGGCUCCAUCCGUCCGUGCGAAGCCGAUCGCAAUUCUGAGACGUCCACAUCAUCGGAAAUUUUCCGGUGCUACUUUGCCAGUUCCGUAGUUCAGUGUUCGUAUCACAACAUAUAACCUGAAAAACUAGAUUUCCUGGAUCCAGCGAAACCUGCUGGAUAAUUGUAAUCUGAUUACAUGUAGUACUUAGUCGUCGUGAAAUCUCCUAUUCGUAAUAAAACGCUCUAGACUCUCUUUGUGACAAUCUCUGAGCGUUUGGGUGAUGCUCUCCAUCAAGGCUUUCUUCUGUUUUCUUUGUCGUUGUCCGUGUCUUCUAGAUUGGAGCCUGUAUUAGUUCAUUCUUGUACUGCGAUUAGCGUCGCUGAGUGGCGACAAAUGACAUUGUGGUUGCCGCUAUGUGACGAUGCCCGACAUCUUAACAAUCGCCGAAGUGGCAUACUCAAUGAAUUCACUAGCUGCAAGGAAAGUAUCCUUUCUAUGUUGUCCUUGUGCGCAUAUUUUAUAAUGGAUCUGUAGCAAAUGGUGAUUGCUAUGGAGAGCUUGUUUGCAAA